Camellia sinensis is the source of this 1522-nucleotide messenger RNA. RefSeq lists its product as uncharacterized. Lineage: Eukaryota; Viridiplantae; Streptophyta; Magnoliopsida; Ericales; Theaceae. The record is from RefSeq and is a predicted model, not a curated record.
GAAAAAGAAGGAUCAGUCCAAUGUCCAUACACACAUUCAACAACAAUAACAAGAAGAAGAACAAGCCUUGUCAAUUGGCAUCUACUCCUCUCCUCUCUCACCACACCCACAUAUAUAACCCCCCCAACCCCUUACCCAACACACUCUCCUUUUUGGCUCCUUUCUUUAUAAUAUAUUUAUAACUCUCAUUCAGAUUUUCCUCGCCACCACCACCAUUCUCUCCUUUCUCACCUCUCCACUUUUUUCUCUCUCUCUCUCUCUCUCUCUCUCUCUCUGACGCUGAAAAAAGUAAAAGAUGAGUGAUGAAGAUUGGGUGAAAGCGGCCAUGACCGACGACUCCGUGGUGGUGGAGCUCCUGAUGCGCCUCCACCAGAAGAGAGAGCACUCUCCGGCGGCUUUGCAGCUCGAGUGGAGCGUCAGGCAGCGCCGUUCCAAGCCGAUGAUGAUUCUUCAAGCGAACAAUAAGAAGAAGAAGCCGACGCCGAGGUCCAGCCCCACCACGCCUCUCUCCUGGAGCUGUGGCGCCACCUCCGUCAGCGGUGGUGGAGGAUGCGCCGCCGCGGCCGGAGACGGUUUUGAGGAGUCGAGCCGACCUCCGCCUACCAAGCGGCUCGACGACGCCACUAGAUCUAAGGCUACUGCUACAAGUGGAACUACUGGCAACAAGAGAUCAAGAAAGAAAAAGACAUUAGCUGAACUUAAAGAGGAGGAGAACUUGCUUUUAAAGGAAAGAAGGCAUUUGAAGAGGGAAUUAGCAACAUUACGUGUCACUCUGGAGAAACACAGAGCCACAAAUGAAAGCUUGAAGAGAUUGAAGCUUGAUUUGGAAUCACAGCCGGCAGCAGAAAGAGUUGCAGCAGUUGCAUCUAUCAAAGCAAUCCCUGAUCAAACGCAGCAAAAUGUAGCAUCUCCCGACCCUAUUCCUUCAGUUUUGCAACCAGAUGUCAAAACCGAUAAUCAUGACUCUACACAACUACCCUGUCCGAACGGUUCUUCCAAGCUGCAACAGGAGAUCAUAAAUCAGGAGAAUAAAUUUCUGCUACCUGAUCUAAAUGAACCUACUGAGGAUUCCAACUCUGAGGUAUUGGAUAGAAUUAGCUGAGAUGGAUCAAGCUUAUACUGGUAAUCUGUUUUUCUAGAUGAACCGAGACAAACAUAUGGAGGGCAUUUAUACUUAAAUAAGUGCUUGCUAACCUUGUUGUAGGAUGAAAUUAUUGCAAAUGUAAUUACAGAAACAUUACCUUCACCACUUCCCAAACAGAAAGCGGAAGUAUUUUUUUUUAAUUCAUGAGGUUACUGAGGGUAGCAUAGAGAUCCUAACCUAUUAUACAAGUCACAUUUUUUUUGUUGCAGGUUUCUAUGUACCUCCAAAAGGGUCUUUGGAGCCAGCCAACCCUCAUUCCUUCUAUCCCCUUUCUAGGAAUAUUUACAGAUGAGUUGUAUAUUACUAAAUAGAUGCAUAUCAGAUAUUGGUUACCUUUUGAUAGAAACCAUUUAAAUCUGAUUUCCAGUUUUUCUGUGC